UCCAUUUAUAUUCAUCCAAGCAAUUAUCUCAACUUAACUGAGAAAUGUUGUCCAAUAUGAAAGUCUCUGGAUUUCAAGUCUUAUGCUUCCUUCUCUUUUUAUAUGUCUCCCAUGGAGAAGCUUGGGCUCGUUAUAAGUUCGUUGUUGAAGAAGUUCCUUACACGAGGUUAUGCAACACCACGAAAAUAUUAACUGUGAAUGGACAAUUACCUGGACCAACACUAUAUGUCCACAGAGGAGAGACAAUCAUUGUGGAUGUUUACAAUAAGGGCAACCACAACAUCACCCUUCACUGGCAUGGAGUUGCACAACCUAGAAAUCCAUGGUCAGAUGGUCCAGAAUACAUUACACAAUGCCCUAUUCAACCAGGGAAAAAGUUUAGUCAAAAGAUCAUUUUCUCUACAGAAGAAGGGACUCUUUGGUGGCAUGCUCAUAGCGAUUUGUGGAGAGCAACUGUUUAUGGUGCUGUAGUCAUAUAUCCCAAGAUAGGAGAUACAUACCCCUUUCCUAAACCUGCAGCAGAAUUCCCCAUUUUAUUAGGAGAGUGGUGGAAAGAAUCAAUCACGGAGGAAUACAACAUUGUCGAUUCUGGAAGCGACCCGAAUGCUUCUGAUGCUUACACCAUCAAUGGGCAGCCGGGCGAUCUCUACAACUGCUCUAAAUCAGGAACAUUUAAUAUCGCAGUUCACAAAGGUUUGACGUAUCUUCUACGUAUAAUCAAUGCCGCAUUGCAAGACGUGCUCUUCUUCUCCAUAGCCGACCAUAAUCUCACUGUAGUCGCAUCUGACGCUAGCUACCUCAAGCCAUUCUCGUCAAGCUUCAUAGCAAUAUCUCCUGGCCAAACCAUUGAUGUGCUUUUGGAAGCUAACCAAAGUCCCAACCACUAUUACAUGGCUGCCAGAAUUUACACUGGCGUUACUGCGGCUGGUAACCCCGACUAUACCACCACCACAGCCAUCAUAAAAUAUAGCGGGAAAUAUACUCCAUCUUCAUCGCCGAUACUCCCUUCUCUUCCUUACUACAAUGAUUCAACAUCAUUUCUUAACUUUACUAAUAGUUUCCGGAGCUUAGCCGAUGCAAAAUAUCCAAUUGAUGUUCCAACAGUAGUCGACGUAAGCUUGGACUAUUUAUUUUCAGUGACACUUGAGUUUUCGAGAAUAGUGGCUAGCGUCAACAAUGUUAGCUUCGUUUAUCCACCCAUUGAUAUAUUACAAGCUUAUUAUUACGGCAUCAAUGGGGUGUAUGACACAUCAUUUCCUGACACUACUCUACAAAUACUGAGACAUAAGACAAAGGUGAAGGUACUUGACUACAAUUCCACGGUGGAGAUUGUUCUUCGGACUACCGAUGCUGCAGGCAGCUCCCAUCCGAUACAUCUUCAUGGAUAUAGUUUUUAUGUCGUGGGAUCGGGUACAGGGACUUUCGAUAAUGAGACAGAUCCCUCAACGUAUAAUUUGAUUGAUCCUCCUUUCCAAAAUACUAUUGCUGUUCCUGUACAGGGCUGGACCACCAUUAGAUUCAAAGCUAAUAACCCCGGGGUGUGGUUUAUGCAUUGCCAUUUUGAUCGACAUAUGGUAUGGGGCAUGGAUACAGUGUUCAUAGUCAAGAAUGGUAAUUCUACAAAUGGAAAAUUGUCACCACCACCCCCCGAUAUGCCUCCGUGUUAAGAUUGUCUCUGGAUAUUAUCUUGAAGGUUGUCAAUUGUUUGCAUCUAAGAUUACUACUCCCUUGUGAAUUUGUCAAUGGAGUUAAUAUUGUAUUAAAAAAAUUUUAUCUCUGACUUGUCAGUAUUAAUUCUUAGUUUUCUUUAUAAGGAAAUCUAUGUUGAAUGUACUAGAAAUAAACCUGUAGUUUAUAU
Molecule: messenger RNA, 1858 nt
Organism: Rubroshorea leprosula
Lineage: Eukaryota; Viridiplantae; Streptophyta; Magnoliopsida; Malvales; Dipterocarpaceae
Source: the annotation of a GenBank genome assembly